Molecule: messenger RNA, 800 nt
Organism: Aspergillus aculeatus ATCC 16872
Lineage: Eukaryota; Fungi; Ascomycota; Eurotiomycetes; Eurotiales; Aspergillaceae
Exons: 3
Coding region: 110-652 (180 amino acids)
Source: RefSeq, a predicted model, not a curated record
CAAGACCUCGCAGACACGCACCCCAUAAAAUCCACCCACCGACCUGCAUCUCUCACCCUGACCCUCCAAAACACCCAAUCGCAUAUUUACUACCCAAACCAACAACAAAAUGCGCGACUCCAUCCCCCUCACCCGCAGCCGCCGCAGUGACGAACUGACCCGGCUCGCGGACCAGCACCUGCAACACGACCUGUCAGCCUCCGACCGCGACGCCCUGCAAUCCGCCGCCCGCACUGUCUCCCUCUGGACGACUGUCGGCUCCGCUGUGGGCAUGGGGCUGGGACUGUACACGGCGUUCCGGCUGCGGAGCUCGCGCCGCGCCUUCUUCGAGGCCUUCCGCGCGCAGCAGAAGCCGACGAAGGUGGUGUUUGCGGAUGGGCGGACUGAAUCCAUCCCCGAUAUCACACCGCUGCUGAAACCCACCACGAUCGGCGACUUUGCGACGUAUUUCUUCGCCUCGGCGGGCGGGUUGUUUCUGGGCGGGGAGUUGGGUCUCUUGGGUGGUGCCGCCGUAGGCAGCCGGGGAAUCACCAACGAGCCCGAGCGACGGAAGCGCAUCGAGAAUGCCUUCCGGCGGUUCCGGGCGGAUGUGCUGAGGCGCGAGGCGGAUGCCUUGGACGGCGAUCGGAAUAUCAUUGAGAAGAUGUUUUAAUUGUUGGGAGUAUUGAAAGGGGUGUUGUUUUUGUUUCUGGCCAUUCGAAGGAGGUGUUGUUUUCUCUUUCUGAGAAUUGAAUGGGGACAUGAUUGUAUGUGUGCGCAUGCACCUCGAUGCCCGCUGUGUAUUUUAGCGAAUAUCAUUG